CCGCGCGCUUCUCCCGGCAGCCCCUGCGCCCCGCCGCCGCCUCUUCCUCCUCCUCCUCCUCCGCCGCCGCCGCCGCCGCCCUCGGCUGAUGGGACCCCCACGGAGAAAGGAGACGGCCUCCGCUUCCUGACCUCGCAGCCAGCCUUUGGGGCCGCUCCCGCCCGCCCCCCCGGGGCUCACCCUCCACCCAGAGCCACCAUGGCGGAACUUUUCAUGGAGUGUGAGGAGGAGGAGCUGGAACCCUGGCAGCAGAAAUCGAAACCGAUUAUCGUAGAUGACGACGAUGACGACGACGAGCCCAUUUUCGUGGGAGAGAUUCUGAGCUCCAAACCGACCAAUACGUAUAUCCUGAACAGAGUCAACUCCAGCUCGACACGAGUGGCUGUGCAGAAUGGGACGGCCAAAAGAGGAUUUCAGCCCGUUGCUCGGCCUGCAGCGAGCACACUGGCCGUGCAUCCUCAGCCGCGGGCGGGCAGUCUUUCCGGGACUCCAGCUGGCCUGCAGAAGCCCCCUGCUGGAAGCCCGUCGCCACAAGACGUGGCCAAGUCAAGUUCCGGCAUCUCCCAGCCUGUUGGCAGGUCCACCCCAACGCCUUCGCUAUCUCGGAACAUGCCGGUCAUAGCUCAGUCUCCGUCCAGGCCGGUGGCUACUGUGACUGCACAGCCUGUGGCAUUGAAUCGGGUUCCCUCAAGUAACACUUCCGGCAUGGUUUUUGGCUUAAGGCAGAGUCCAGGAUCACCGCAAUGUCCAGGCGGUCCAGCAGUGACGGCAAUAGGCAUGUCCAAGCGUCCAGCUCCUUCUGAAAUGGACAGUGUUAGUCCCAAAAAGGCUAAGGCUGAUGAAACAGGAUCCGGGAGUAGCCCACCGGUCUCGCCUUUGGUGAAAUCUCCAAAUGAGGUGCUGUCGCUUCAGAAAGGGGUGGCCUCCGGCGGCGCUAAGAACGGAGCCCCUUUCCCGCAAGCCUGUCCCAAGUGCAAUAUUCACUUCAACCUUUUGGACCCUUUAAAAAACCAUAUGAAGGUAAAAGUGUUUGUUGUAGCAAGUUGUAAAUGCGAAGGUGGUGGCGUCACCAAUCCUGGGUGCCCUCGUGGCUUUCGAGCCUACCGUGGCUGUGCCAAACAUUCAAAGCGAUGCUGGAACUUCCGAACAGCCACAGAUUCUGGGCGAGGUGUGCUGGGGGAAGCCAUUGUGCAAAUGGGAAGCCUGUGGUGCUAUGCCGGGCAUUUAGAGUAUCUGUUCCUGCACGGUACCGAAGAGAUGGCAGAAGCGAUCAGUUCGACAUUUGGCAUUAGCGUUAAAGGAGCCGCAGAGGCAGCCAGCUAUCAGUUCGCCGUGCUUUUAAAGUGUUUCUGUUGGUGGUUCUUUCGGUACUGCUGUCCGGAAUCUGGUGCACACCUUCCCGCCGGGCGCCGGCGCGAAACUCUCCAGGUAGCUUUGUCCAAAGCGGCCGUCACUCCGAAAAAGGGAAGCCCUGGAUCAUGCUGGUCAGCGGCUUCUCGACUCUACGGCCCACUGCGAGGGAGCAGCGUCCAGCAGCCGGGGAAAGCAGGAGCAGAAGAUCGCCGCACCACCUGGUCAAAAACCACAUGGAGAAGCAACUUUCACCUGGAGCUGGAGCUUGGGGAGAGCUGGGAGAGCCACACCUGCACCUGCCAGCACUGCUACCGGCAGUUCCCCACCCCCUUCCAGCUGCAGUGCCACAUCGAGAGCACCCACACCCCUUACGAGUCAUCCACCGUCUGCAGGAUAUGUGAGUUGUCCUUUGAAACGGAGCAGAUCCUCCUGCAACACAUGAAGGACAAUCACAAGCCGGGGGAGAUGCCCUACGUCUGCCAGGUGUGUAAUUACCGAUCGUCGGCGUUUUCAGACGUGGAGAAACACUUCCGAGCCGUUCACGAAAACACAAAAAACCUGCUCUGCCCUUUUUGCCUUAAAGUUAUUAAAAUGGGGGCCCCGUACAUGCACCACUACAUGAGGCACCAGGUAACGGCUCCAAGGGAAGGGGCUGCACCUUUUUGUAAGUGCCGGCUGCAGUUCCUGACGGGCAAAGAGAAGGUGGACCAUAAAUCUCAGCAUCACCGGACAUUUCGGAAGCCUCCGCAGCUGGAAGGACUGCCUCCAGGAACCAAAGUAAUCUCAAACCCCCUCUCCUCUCUGUUGAGAAAAGUGGACCAACAUGUCCCCGUGGCCAGUGAGUGGGAUCAAAGAAUUUUAGCAACAGGUUCCUCACCAGCCAGCCCCUCAGCAAAGAGUGAUGCAGAGAGGCGUCACGAGGUGAAACCUGAGCCCUGGAGCCUUGGAAGGCGCCCGAGUCCGAUCUUGGCAAGAGGAAGGCGAUUCCUGCCUCCCCUUUCCCUGGAGAGGAGCUCCACAGAAUCCGUGCUUAGCGAUCCUGGGGGGUCACGAUCAGGCGUCCUGGGAGUCCCCUUCUCCCGCCCAGGAGCUGACUGCACCAUCACUGGUGCAGAGCACCUGGUAGCGCCCACUCCUUUGCAGCUCCUCCCCAACGUCAAAAUGGCAAACACCAAGACCUACACUAAACUGAAUGUCAGCAAAGCCAGAGCUUCCAAGUUGAAGCCAUUGAGCGUCCAGAAAAGGCAGGAAUCGCCGGGAUGCGGCAACAGCAGCAUUAACAGCAGCGCCAACAAAAGGCACUGUAAGCCUAAGAUUGCAAACACGGCAUUAAGUAGCCUCAGAUGUUCAGAGAUCCAGAAAUGCAUCGAGUGUUCCUCCGACAUCCGCCCGUUCGCCAGCCGCUUCAAAACUCAGCUUUACGUCCACUGCAGUCAUGCUGCUUAUAGCUUACGAGCUGGUCGCAGCAAGGCCUACGUGAAUCACAUGAUGAGUUUUCACAGCGCCCGUCAAAGUAAACGGUAUUGGAUUUAUAAAGACCAUUCCGAAGAACUGAGGUAACUCUCCCUCGCCUCCUUUUGGAAGCUUCAGACGAAGAUGGCCGCACAGCUUGAAGAGCGAGAGCCCGGUCCCACAACAGGGUGCCAGGUCAUCAGCGAGGAGAAGCGAUGCGUGUUCCCCUCCACCCGUCUGAGAGGCAGGCUGCCUGCCAAGACCUUCCCAAACCGAACGCAGGACGCUUCCCCCUUGAAUCACGGAGGCGAAGGCACAUCCCAGGACCUUUCCACCCCCGACCCCCCUGAAGAGCAAGGAGGGAUGUCAGCUCCUGCCAGCUCAGAAGCAAUAAGCUCUGCAGAAGGAACCAGUAAGGACCAGCUUGGUCAGGGGGAUGAAACUAUUUUAGUGGGUCAAAGGGAAGAAGAGGCAUCUCAGCCAAGUCAAGAGGACUCCUCCAAUCCGGCACUCCCGGCGACGUCACAGAACCCUCCACCAGAAGGAAGCGAAAGCCGUCUUGGAGGCUGCCUGGGGGCAGAUUCUGCGGCGGCUGGGAGCGAGGAGGAGGCCGCAGCUCCUUCAGGCCACGGACCCUCCUCAUGUUUAGAAGAUCAGACCUCCUCAGAAGGCCCCAUGGGAAGUGGAGAGGCGGACCAGAGUGGGACUCAGCCAGGUGAAGGUGCUGCUGUAGCUGCCGAGGGUGGAGAAAGUUCGCCGCCUCCUGUUUGUGAACACUCUCCUGCUCCAGGAUUGCUGGACUGCUCAGAAGACCCAGGAGAGACUCUCAACACAGGAAGCCUGCCGGAUCACCUGGCAGAAGGUGCUGAAGCUGCCACGGGUGGAGAAAAUCCACCUCCUUCCGUUCCGGAACACGCCUCCAGUCCUGGACCAACAGUCCACACCGAGGACCGCGAAGUUUCCGCAGCAGAAAGCAACGCAGGCAGCCCUGAAAACCCAGUUGCUGAAAGCUCCGGAGCCGAAUGCGACAGAAAUGCGCCCGUGGUAGAAGACUCCCCUGGCCUGUCACCGUCAGCCUGCCCCGGAGACCUUGGCGCUUCCGCAGAGGAGCCCCAGCACUUUGGAAGCCAGGUGGACGACGGCUGUACCGCUGCUGCGUGUGAAGAAACGGCGGCCCCUGUUGCUGCUGCUGCUGCUGCUCUGGAGCCCUCCUCUAGUCCUGGGCUGUCCGCUUGUUCAGAGGACGCCAACAAGAUAGCAGAAGAAGCCAAGGGGGACGAUCCGGAAAGGGGGGUUAAGGAAACGCCUGUAGCUGCUGAGUGUCAGGACCGGGUGUCUGCCCCCUUGGGAGGCUCCUCAGAUGGGAGGGCCCAGGAGUCGCCACUGGAAGGCUCAGCAGAAGCAGCAGCCAAGGGAAGCCCUGGAAACCAGGUGGCGGCUCCGGCGGCUCCGUGUGAAGACAGCUCACCAGCACCCCCUGCAGGAGACACCCCCAGCCCAGAGGUCCAGCCCCCUUCUGCGGAGCCCCCACAUAGCAAAGGGUCAGGAAGUGAUGAUUCAGCCACCGAGGAUCGUGCAGGCAACAGCGCCUCCAAAAAGCCCCCAGGAGAGGACCCCCGCCCAGGCUCAGGGGACCAGCAGCCGGAGUCCGAUGUGGAGGAGCCUGAACUCGAGGAGGUGGACGCUGACUCCUCCAGGCCGGCCUCCGACGCCGAGGUCAGCUUUGAGCAGUUCCUGAGGCGCAGAGAUGAGCCCGAGUCGGUGAGCUCCGAUGUCAGCGAACAAGGCAGCGUUCACCUGGAGCCGCUGACUCCGUCGGAGGUGCUGGAGCACGAGGCCACAGAGAUCCUCCAGAAAGGUGGCUCUGUGGCAUCAUCGGCCAAGACGUCUGGGCCGGGUUCCGAGCCUGCGGAGGCGGGGGCCUCUCGAGAGGGCAGCCCUGACCCUCCGGAAGCAGCGGUAGCAGCAGCCAGCCAGCCAGAGGAGAGCCAGGACGACAGCUGAGGCUGAGCCAGCAGCACCGCCUUGGUGCCCCUUUGCAGAUGCCGCCUGGGACAGCUGGAAGGAACGUUGUGGGACACAAAUGAAACAUGUCAGCCAGAAGAGGCUGUUUUGCCUGCAACACGCUCACCUGUGAGGCCAAGAAGGGUAACGUUUGAGAUUUAUGUAUCCCACUGCAAGUAAGUUUCCCCCGUAGACCCGUGCUGUUUGUUAGUCGUCCCGGAGUGGUUGUGCAGAAUGUUUGGCCCGCUGCCAGUUUGGAGAAAGGCGAAUCGGAACGGGUUGUGGCACCCCUGCCCCGUGGAAGCUGGGCGAGGGGUUGGGGGCCGCGGCUCUCUGCCCCUCUAGAUCAGCGUGAUCUGCUAAAGAUGUUGGCUUAAACUUUCAGUGAAAGUGGAAUUAUUGUGAGACACGCCUGGUGGGUUUCCCAGGGUGCAAGCUGUGCGGGAAAACUGACACACUCUUUGUAUAAACGUUGGUUCUCCUUGGCCUGCGUCUUUGAGGUUGUGACUGUUUUAAAAUAUUUUUAUUGGCAGCAAACCCCCCCAAAGCCCAAGCUGUCCUUGAAAGGAAUAACUAGAGAACUGAACGGGAAAUACAUACAGCUGUUACACAGACCUAAACCAGGACAUUCAAAGCAGAGGUUGAAAUAUGAAUUGUGGGGGGGGGGGGGGAUUUUGGCAUGAAAAUCAUUUUGAUACGUAGAUAGGUGAAGGAAUGCAUCAAAUGAUUUAACAGUAGUUUGUGUUGAAGUAUUAUCAUCCGUAAUGAAAACACUCUGAAUCUUUCAGGAAGUUCUUUUGACUUGUUCAGUUUUGUUUUUAUUUUUUGGUUUUUAAUGAACAUUAAAUGUAUCGAACAUCCGUUAAGACCCUGAGAUGUACAUAUUUUGGAGUAAAUAUUUGCAAGAAAAUGUGACCUA
Sphaerodactylus townsendi is the source of this 5728-nucleotide messenger RNA. RefSeq names its product zinc finger protein 280D (gene ZNF280D). Lineage: Eukaryota; Metazoa; Chordata; Lepidosauria; Squamata; Sphaerodactylidae. The record is from RefSeq and is a predicted model, not a curated record. Gene Ontology annotation, biological process: regulation of DNA-templated transcription. Gene Ontology annotation, molecular function: RNA polymerase II cis-regulatory region sequence-specific DNA binding; DNA-binding transcription factor activity, RNA polymerase II-specific.